UAUAUUGCAUCAGAUAUGAAUGGAAUUUGUAGUUUUUUAGGGAGCUCGACAAGUGGUGUUAAAAAGCAGUUUGUUUUCGGUUUCAGAUCCAAUCUAGGACGACACAACAGACUAAAAAUCAAUUACAAGUUUUCUGUAUUGUCUCACAAAUUACCUAUUUGUCUGUAUUUAGUUUCAGAAAAUUAAGGGUUAAUCAUCGCCAAGAAGCUACUUUUGUUCUUGAACCUAGCAUCAUCUCGGUGGGUGAACUUGAUCAUCAUGUUCCGGUCACCACGGAGUAGAAACCAAAGAUCAAAAGGUUUCAAGGUGAAGCAUGCAUUACAAUUAUGCUUUUUGCUUGGUGUCUGCAUCUGGCUGCUUUACCAGGUUCGGCACUCUCAGGACAAGAAAUCUGAAUAUGAGGAUGGUGCAAAAGCUGGGAAUGAGAUCAUAAAGUUUGGGAGAAAGAACCUUCCUCGAAGGGAAGACCCAUUGAUUAAAGAUGCAAGGCCCAAAGAGUAUGAAGAAGAAGAGAUCAAGAGUGAAGAACAGAGCAAAUCUGAAGAGAAUAAUAAUGUAGGGAAAGGUGGUGCAGAUGAUGAGAUAAUUGAUCAGGAUCAUGUUAAGAAUGAGGAAGCUGAGAAUAGAGGAGAUACAAUUGGUGGACAGAAGGAUAGGGAUGACACCAAUGAGAGUGAAGAAAGCAAAGAGAAUAACAUUGAUGAAUCCAAGGAGCAGGAUAGCGAAGACAAGGUGAGUAAAGAGAACAAAGAGAAUAACAUUGAAGAGAGCAAGCCGAACAAGGAGAAGGGGACUGAAGGGAGCAAAGAGAAUAACAUUGAAGAGAACAUUGAGAAGGAGAGGGAGGAGAGCAGUGAGAAUAACAUUAGAGGUAACAAGGAGAAAGAGAGUGAAGAGAACAAAGAGGUUAACAUUGGAGUAAACAAGGAGAGUGAAGAAGGCAAAGAGAAUAAGAUUGAAGAGAACAAGGAGAGUGAAGAGACAAAAGAGAAUAACAUUGAAGAAAGCAAGAAGGGUAGUGAAGAGAAGCAUAUUGAAGAGAACAAAGAGAAGUAUAGCGAAGAUAAGGCAAAUGAUGAGAAGAAAAAUGUGGAGAUUCAAGAAAAAGUGACGGAGGAGACUGGAAAUGAGAAUGAAAGUAUAUCAAAACAGCAAUUCCAUGAUGAAAAUGGUAAUAACAUUGAGGAAGCAAGGGAGAAACAUUACAAGGGUGAUGAUGCUUCCAGUGAAGUAGUCCAUGUAACUCAGAAUAUGAAACUUGAAAAUGUUAAAGGAGAUCAACAAAAUACCAAUGAGGUGGAGCAGCAAGGAAAAGAAAAUAAUGAAUUUCAGCAGAAGAAACAGAAUAGCGUUGAAGGUGACCACCGAGAUGAAUCAGCCUCAAAUGUACAAGAAACUGGAACUAUUGAGAAGAAUGAUUCUACAAAUAAGUUAUCCGGUGACAAGGGUGUUCAUGAAGGCAAUCAGUCAGAAACAAAUAAUGGAUCUAAUUCUACAACAGAGACACAAUCAAAUGAACAUCAUUUGAGCUCCAACUCCAUGGAAGUUACUGGGGAAACUCAUGAUUCAAGGGCACAAAAUGGGACAGAUGCAACAUCUGAUACAACUCAGAAUCAAAAUGAAACACUGAAUAACAGUUAUAGGGGAGAUGACUCUACUCAAGAAAAUGUUGUUCUACAGCAAUCUGGGAAAUCAUACUCAGAUACCAAUGGUGAGCUGAUGGAUGUGAAAGCAACACAUGCUACAACCGAGAAUGAACAUUCAACUAAUGGAGAGUCACAAGAUAAUAAUGCUGAAACUGGCCAAGCUAAUGACUCCAACUCAUUGGCUGGAAUAGAGAACAAUGCUCACAAGGAGACCAAAGAAAAUGUUAUACAGUCAAACACAAAUAACAAUGGAGAUGCAGGCCAGAACAAACAAGUUGAUUCUUCAAACUAUAAAGAGAGAAACACAUCAGCAGAUGAUAACAUAGAUGCCGAUCAAAAGGAACAAAAUGGUUCUUCAAACUCUGAAGUGAAAGAAAAAUUAUCAAACACAGAUGCCGGUAAGAACGAGAAUGAAAAUGCUACCCAGAACAACACAAAUGAUAAUCCAGAAGCUGAACAAAAAGAUUUAUCAACAGACACAGAUGGCAACGCUAAUACCAUCCAGAAUGAUUCUUCAAUUACUCAAGAAGAGAAAGAGAAUCGCAUAGAUCUGGGAACUUUGCCUGAAAUUGGAACUGCAGUGAACAACGGUGAAAAUGCAGCUGCAGAGUGAUAUUUUUGAUAAGUUGGUUUCUGCUGUAUCUUACACGAUUGUUCAUUCCGUAUAUUUCUUUGUUCUUCCUGAGAUGAUUGGGCUAGUUUGUAAUCUUUUUUUUUAUGCAUCCUGUGCCUUAUUGCAAUAAUAGUGUCUAGAAAAUAUUACACCUAGAA
Molecule: messenger RNA, 2417 nt
Organism: Mangifera indica (mango)
Lineage: Eukaryota; Viridiplantae; Streptophyta; Magnoliopsida; Sapindales; Anacardiaceae
Product: myb-like protein X
Exons: 2
Coding region: 259-2259 (666 amino acids)
Source: RefSeq, a predicted model, not a curated record